This is a messenger RNA of Calypte anna (Anna's hummingbird), 2750 nucleotides long. RefSeq names its product tetratricopeptide repeat domain 26 (gene IFT56). Gene Ontology annotation, cellular component: ciliary basal body; intraciliary transport particle B; ciliary base. Bases 59 to 1723 code for a protein of 554 amino acids. The transcript is spliced from 18 exons. Gene Ontology annotation, molecular function: intraciliary transport particle B binding; protein binding. The record is from RefSeq and is a predicted model, not a curated record. Lineage: Eukaryota; Metazoa; Chordata; Aves; Apodiformes; Trochilidae. Gene Ontology annotation, biological process: intraciliary transport involved in cilium assembly; intraciliary anterograde transport.
GCGGUUACCCUGGCAACGGCGCCGUCGGCGGAGCGAGGAGCCCGGGAGCGGCGGCAGGAUGAUGCUCUCCCGAGCCAAGCCGGCCGUGGGGGGUACCCCGCCGCCGGGAGACAGAAGGAAGAAGAAAGGGAAGAAAGUGCCGCAGCUGGAAGAGCUCCUGGCCCAGAGGGACUUCACCGGCGCCAUCGCCUUGCUGGAGUUUAAGCGCCACGUGGGUGAGCAGGAGCAGGAUACAGACCUCUGGAUCGGGUACUCUGCCUUUCAUUUGGGUGACUACAAGAGAGCAUUGGAGGAAUUUGAGGCCUUAACCAAACAACCAGAUUGCAAUCCAGAUGUGUGGGUGAACCUUGCCUGUACCUACUUUUUUCUGGGGAUGUAUACAGAAGCUGAACAAGCAGCCUUGAAAGCACCAAAGAGUCGUCUACAGAACCGUUUACUUUUUCACCUGGCACAUAAGUUCCAUGAUGAGAAGAAACUGAUGAGCUCUCACCAGAAUCUGCAAGACAUUACAGAAGAUCAGCUCAGCUUGGCAUCAAUCCACUACAUGCGGUCCCACUACCAAGAAGCUAUUGAUAUCUACAAACGCAUUCUUCUGGAUAAUCGGGAAUACCUGGCUCUGAAUGUAUAUGUGGCCCUAUGCUAUUACAAACUGGAUUACUAUGAUGUAUCACAGGAAGUGCUAGCUGUUUAUCUUCAGCAAGUUCCUGACAGCACCAUUGCUCUUAACCUUAAGGCUUGUAACCAUUUCCGACUGUACAAUGGGAAGGCUGCUGAGGCAGAGCUCAAGAACUUGACCGACAGCGCCUCAUCAUCUUUUGAAUUUGGCAAGGAGCUCAUUAAGCACAAUCUAGUGGUGUUCCGAGGAGGAGAAGGGGCUUUGCAGGUCUUGCCUCCUCUGGUUGAUGUUAUUCCUGAGGCAAGACUAAAUCUUGUGAUUUACUAUCUCCGGCAAGAUGAUGUGCAGGAGGCUUAUAACCUGAUUAAGGACCUGGAACCUACAGCUCCACAGGAGUAUGUCCUCAAAGGAGUGGUAAAUGCAGCACUUGGACAAGAAACAGGCUCGAAAGAUCAUCUGAAAAUUGCUCAGCAGUUCUUCCAGUUGGUGGGUGAGUCAGCCAGCGAAUGUGAUACCAUUCCAGGGAGACAGUGCAUGUCCUCCUGCUUCUUUCUUCUUAAACAGUUUGGUAAUGUCCUGGUUUACCUCAACUCGGUCAAGAGUUAUUUCUACAACGAUGACACUUUUAACUUCAACUACGCCCAAGCCAAAGCUGCCAUGGGCAAUUUUAGUGAGGCUGAAGAGGUGUUCCUUUUGAUCCAGAGUGAGAAGAUAAAGAAUGAUUUUGUUUACCGUAGCUGGCUAGCUCGCUGCUAUAUUAAGAAUAAGAAACCACAGAUGGCCUGGAAUCUCUAUUUGAAGAUGGAGACCUCAGGGGAGUCCUUUAACCUCUUGCAGCUCAUUGCAAAUGAUUGCUACAAAAUGGGUCAGUUUUACUAUUCAGCCAAAGCAUUUGAUGCUCUGGAAAGACUGGACAGUACUCCUGAAUACUGGGAAGGCAAGAGAGGUGCUUGUGUGGGUGUCUUUCAAAUGAUCUUACUUGGCCAUGAAGCAAAAGAGACUCUACGGGAAGUGCUGCAUCUCCUGAAGAGCACUGGUAAUUCUCAAGUAGAAUACAUCGUCCGUAUUAUGAAAAAGUGGGCCAAGGAGAACAGAGUCCCUGUUUAAGUCAUUGCCACAAAAUGAGCCGGCUCAGUUACUACCAUCUGUGUGGCUGUGAGAUGUGGGUCUUGGUUUCUCCUCUGCAUUCUGGGUGUCUCAUUCCUUACAGGACUACAGACUAUCAAGCAAGCUGGCACAGCUGGGCAACAGCAUAAUGCAGUGAGAUUGCAAAACAUUCAGCAAGUAAUUUUUUUCAUUAAAGCUUUAUUCCUCCUUUUUCUGUUGCACCGCUCUAGAUUUCUCAUUCAAAGCUUCUCAUCUUUUUAGUGGUAGCUCAAACUAUCCACAAGUCAAAGUGCCCCCCAAAUGUUCCCCAGGUUUCUCAGCACAAGUAACUGGAGUGCUUUGUGGGGUUUUUCUUCAGCAAGUCUUCUCGCCUCUCGAGGAGAAUCAUUUGUUAAAUGGCUGAGACUAAGCUACUUCAACAUGAGGUAGUACAUGGAAAGUAAAGAGGAUGAUGGUGACAAUCAAAGGCCAGUACCAGGAUAUCAGAUAAUACAUAAAUAUUUAUAUAUAUUACCUCUCUGGGGUAAAAUACAAACCUUAUUCUGAGCACUAUCCUUUUCUGGAUAAAUCUCAAUAACUAAUACCUUCAUCUUAAAUUUUUGUCUGUAAGGGUUGUUUUCUCUCUUAGCAUUAAUUCUGAAGAUGAGGGUCAGUCAACCCAAAAUGCUACAGUCCAAAGUGGCUACUUGCUUUCUAGGUUGGUUGGAAAGCAUGAAUGUACCAUCUUUUUCAGAGCAUGGAGAUCUGACCAACUGUAUUGUUCAAUCUUGCUUCAAGAUCUGACACUCAAAACAUUUAUUCAUGUUAAUAUAAUUCAUGUGUGUAGUUUAGCAAGCUGAUAAUAAAAGAACUGGAUGUUUUGACUAAUUUUCAUCAGCAUUUAUUGCCUUAGUUAGCAAUACAUUUAUUAUAUUUUUGAAUUUAUUAUACUCUCCUGUUUUCUAAGGAGAACAGUUCAGGGAAUAGAUAAUUGUAAAAAGUCAACAAUUGUAACAUAGAAAUGUAUUAUGUUUUGCAGCAAAAAACA